GAUGGUUCUUUUGAAAUCGGCAAUGUCGCCAUCAACCACAGAUCAGAAGAAAAACGUUCAUAACUUCAUGGAAUCUUACCCAAGCCUUUGCAGAUUCUUUAAUAUUACGCCAUAUUCUAAAAUUGAACUAAAUACUUCAAAUAAGUUUCUAGAUUUUGUAGGUGACAGGCUCAAACCGGAGGAAUGGAAACCACUAUUGGAAGCAAUAAGCAAUGAUAGAUGUUUACAUUUUAUCAGUGUAAGGAGUAAAUAUAACAAAUCCAAAGUCUCCCAAAUGAACCUUAGAAAAAGUCAAAGCCAAUCUACUAUCACAUCUUGUGCAAACAUUACAGAUGAAGUUGUGUUGAAAUUGACAGAAGCGUUAUCAAAUUGCUUAACUCAUUCUUCUGCUCUUACUGGGUUACUGCUGGAAAAAUUAACCUUAGGAGCCGAUUCCCUGAAUCGUCUCAACAAGGGACUAGAAGUUUGCCGCAAUCUACAGCAGCUAUCACUUCCCUACUGUCAGAUCGGAGAUGAAGGAUGCGCUAGUCUAUGUUACGUUUUUCGCCACCGUUUGAAUCUUAUAUGGCUUAAUUUGAGCGGAUGCUCCAUCACUGAAAAAGGUGUUGGCAUACUAUGUGACCUCCUCAAGUAUCAGAAGUUGAGUCGCUACGGGGAAAGUUGGAAGCAGUCACUUCGCUAUCGUCCAGUCAAUCCUAAUUCGAUGCCUGGUUUGCGACGACUUACUCUCAAUCAUAACCCUUUUGGAGAUGCAGGAGUUAAGAUUAUUGUCGAUACUCUUAUAGAUGAUCUGUGGCUAAAAGCGUUAGAUUUGCAGGACUGCAACGUAUCUUUAGUGGGAGGAGAACUUGUUCUGAAUUUGGUCAAAGAGAACCAGUUUUUGUCUGUUCUGGAUCUCAGAGGAAAUACGAAGAUACCAAAGAGUAUGGUAGGGGCAGUUGUUCAGCAACUGGCGGAAAACAAUGCAGACGCUACCCUAGAGUUCCAGUGGCUGAAAGAAGAUAAUAUGAGGACUGGUUCGGCAAGCAGUAUCAGAACUUCCAUUAGCAAAUCCAGCAUGAGGCCAAGCGUGGUAUCAAACACAACAUUUUGCAGCAAAGCGAAACCUCGUAUACCAAUCAUGACGAUCCCACCUUCAACUCAAUGGCAGCGCAGAGCUCGGUCUGUCUCUUCUGCUAGACCUGCAGGAUUCAACAACCAGCCUGUAGUAGGAAUUCAUUAUAAGAAAAGCAAUGAAAGUAUUCUUUCAGAACUAAAUUUCGUGAAAAACCAGCUUCAAGAAUUUAAAAAGCGUCUUGAAGAAGAAACUCAAAAGAGAAAGCAGCUUGAAGAGCAGCUUGAAAACUACAAAAGAGUUACUGUCCCUUCAAAUAACUCAUCAGAAGACAUACCGAAACGGGACAAUAGCUCAGUUCAACUGCGCAAUAACAAUGAAUUGGAAGCAGUUAAAUCGGUGCCAGAAAAAAACAUUGUGACAGCAGAAUGCGAUAAGUCUAAGGAAGAUAUUGACAGUGUAGAUUUCUUGAUAGAAACUAUGAACGAGAAUCUCCGCUUCCGAUCCAAGUCAAACAUUUCCUUAUACAGGCCAGAUGACACAUUCCAUGACCAAAAUGAAGCUACCACACCAGUUGUGUUAAAAUCAGAAGAGGCACCUUCAAAAGCACAACUACUGUUUGAGAAAUUGAUAUCAAGCUAAUAUUGGUUUUUUAUCUUGUAUCAUGUUAGUGCUCAAGUUUUGAGAAAUUUUCAGAAUCUUCACUUCAUCAGAAGAAGGUUUUUGAAGAUAUACAUAUCUUCUAUUAUGACUUAAUCUGUUAUAAAAUAUUGUAUUACCUAAUUUAGCACCACCACAAACACUCGGCAAUAAUUUUGUGGCCCUAAAAACGUUGUAUAACUCCAAGUUUAUUUUGCAAAAUAAAAUU
Molecule: messenger RNA, 1922 nt
Organism: Macrosteles quadrilineatus (aster leafhopper)
Lineage: Eukaryota; Metazoa; Arthropoda; Insecta; Hemiptera; Cicadellidae
Product: centrosomal protein of 78 kDa
Exons: 1
Coding region: 2-1696 (564 amino acids)
Cellular component (GO): centrosome
Molecular function (GO): protein binding
Source: RefSeq, a predicted model, not a curated record